CGGGGCKUGUCGAGAUAUUGUAAUGAUGCAAAUGAAGGCGAGCGGACGAGGUACACAAAUACAGAGAGAAGACAGAGAGAGAGAGAGAAAGAAAGAGAGAGAGAAGGAGGGAGGGCUCUCCUGUGCCAUCUCUGCGUGGCGGGGGAAGGGGAGGGGAGAGGGAGAAGGCGCUGCCAGGUUUAAGGAGGCUCCCCCCACCAGCCCGACAGCCAGCCAGCCAGCCASCCACCAAACCCACCCGCCCUCCUCUCUUCUCCUCUCCUCUCUUCUCCUCUCCUCUCCUGGCAGCCCUUCUUCCUCGCUCGCUGCCCGCCCCUGGCUCCAGUCCUCCUCCGCGGAAGGGAGAGCAGAGGAAGGAAGAGGAGGAAAGGCCGGGAUCGAGCCCUCCUGCCCCACGGCCAGACCUCCCCGCUGGAACUGGUUUGGGGCGCACGGAGAAGKGGGUAGGAAGAGGAGAAGAGGAGGCGCCAGCAAGGGCCAAAAGGGGACUCAGAGCAAAGGUAUCCCGGGCUCAGCCCUUCCAACGAGGGAAGGCGGUUUCGUCGCGCGUCUGCUUCCCUGCCUCCCUUCGGAGGCCGACCCGCCUCCGCCAUGGAGGUGGCCACGGACCAGCCCCGCUGGAUGGCCCACCACGCCGCCGUGCUGAACGGGCAGCACCCGGAGGCCCACCACCCGGGCCUGGCCCACAACUACAUGGAGCCGGCGCAGCUCCUGCCCCCGGACGAGGUGGACGUCUUCUUCAACCACCUGGACUCCCAGGGCAACCCCUACUACGCCAACUCGGCCCACGCCCGCGCCGCCGCCCGCGUCUCCUACAGCCAGGCCCACGCUCGCCUGACCGGGGGCCAGAUGUGCCGCCCGCACUUGCUUCACAGCCCGGGCCUUCCGUGGCUGGACAGCGGCAAGGCGGCCCUCUCGGCGGCCCACCACCACAACCCCUGGGCGGUGAGCCCCUUCGCUAAGGCGCCUCCGCUCCACCCUUCCGCGGCCGGGGCUCCGCCGGGCUCGGCGCUGUACUCGGGCGGCGGGGCGGGCGGGGGCGGCAACGGCUCCUCUCCGGCCUCGCACGCGGGGCCCCCGCACCUCUUCGGCUUCCCUCCCACGCCACCCAAGGAGGUCUCUCCCGACCCCAACGCCGGGGGAAGCAGCAGCGCCGCCUCGCCCGCCUCGGCCGGCGGAGGAGGAGGAGGGCGGCAGGACGAGAAGGAGCCGGCGCUCAAGUACCAGGUCUCCUUGGCCGAGGGCAUGAAGAUGGAGAGCGCCAGCCCGCUCCGGAGCAGCCUGGCCGCCUCCAUGGGCGCCCAGCCGGCCACCCACCACCCCAUCCCCACCUACCCGCCCUACGUGCCCGCCGCCCACGACUACGGAGGAAGCCUCUUCCACCCGGGAAGCUUCCUCGGCGGGCCCGCCUCCAGCUUCACGCCCAAGCAGCGCAGCAAGGCCCGCUCCUGCUCAGAAGGCAGAGAGUGUGUCAACUGUGGAGCUACUGCCACCCCUCUCUGGAGAAGAGACGGUACUGGGCAUUACCUGUGUAACGCCUGCGGGCUCUACCACAAAAUGAACGGUCAAAACCGACCUCUCAUUAAACCUAAACGAAGGCUGUCGGCAGCUAGGAGAGCAGGAACUUGUUGUGCCAAUUGCCAGACCACCACUACUACCUUAUGGCGGCGUAAUGCAAAUGGAGACCCAGUUUGUAAUGCCUGUGGACUUUACUAUAAAUUGCACAAUGUGAACAGGCCUCUGACCAUGAAGAAGGAAGGAAUUCAGACCAGGAAUAGGAAAAUGUCCAACAAAUCCAAGAAGAGCAAGAAAGGCUCCGAAUGCUUUGAGGAACUAUCCAAGUGCAUGCAGGAGAAGUCCUCUCCAUUCAGUGCGGCCGCCCUUGCCAGCCACAUGGCUCCGAUGGGCCACUUGCCCCCCUUCAGCCAUUCUGGACACAUCCUCCCGACGCCUACCCCCAUCCACCCAUCGUCCAGCAUCUCAUUUGGACAUCCGCAUCCAUCCAGCAUGGUCACCGCCAUGGGAUAGAAUUGGGAGAUCCUCACAAAGACUACAAAAACUGGGCUUUGCCUAAAGGUGACAACAAGGAUUGAUUCUGCCCAGAAGCGAGACAUAGAGGGAAGGAAGGAAGGAAGGAAAAAAGGGAAACCUCAUUCCAGUGUGGUUCAACUCUUAAUGCUAGCCUAAAACUUGGGAAUGAUGGAUCUUCAGCAGAAAUGCUUUUUAAUGGUGCCUGUUAUGCACUUUCCCCCUCAGGUAAAAAGAGAAAGAGGAACUCACCUGUUUGAUAUGUUGCCUGCUCUCGUCCCAGCAGAAAGCAAAGAUGGCUGAAGCAGUAGAAGAAGCUGGAGCCAACUUUCCUUUCUCUUUGUUAAUUACUGUGAAUAUUGUAAAGAGAUUAGCCACCUCCUGAAACAGAGGAAAUGCAGUGGUAGCUACCCGUGCUGGAUUUCUAUCACAAACUUGUGUUCUUGGGGGAGGGAAAAACUUUAUAAAAUCUACUUUUUAAGGAAAUAAAUCAGACACAGAAAAAAAGAAAAA
Anolis sagrei ordinatus is the source of this 2541-nucleotide messenger RNA. The record is from RefSeq and is a predicted model, not a curated record. NCBI's taxonomy places the organism in Eukaryota, Metazoa, Chordata, Lepidosauria, Squamata, Anolidae.